ACCCUUUCAGGGCUAACGUGUUCUUGAGUUUCUUCUCGCACUACUUAGACAAUUGUGAACAAAUGGAUCUGAUGAAAUCUCAAAGUCCAACUCAGCUUAUCUAAGGAUUCGCUUACGACGUUUGCUCUUCACUUGGAGUGGAUGUCAGUUAGAAAUGCACAGUAACAGUGAGUCAACAUGACGACCUCCUGCUCCUCCUCUUCCUCCUCCUCCAGCAACAACACCACCACUUCGCCUCCAUUGCCUUAUGUUAUCCAAGGCUUCGUCCAACCAGGAUUUGAGCCAGUUCGAGAGGCCUUCGAGGAGAAUUUCCGAGUAGGUCGAGACAGUAAGGCUGCCUUGGUCGUGUACUGGAAAGACAAAAAGGUCAUCGAUCUCUGGGGGGUGGAUGGACCGGAACGAACGAAUGAAGCGGGAAGAGCGUAUGAUUCGAAUGCUUUGACCGUCUCAUUCAGCACGUCCAAGACGAUCACUGCGAUCUGCUUGGGAAUGCUCGUGGACAAAGGAUUCAUCAGGUACGAGGAUCGGAUUGUUGACCAUUGGCCCGAGUUUUCCCAAACUGUUGCCGAGGCGUCCCAAAGUGCAUCGAAGGAUGUCGAAAAAGAAACGGCCACCGUUGCCGAUCUAUUACGCCAUGACCUUGGACUGACAAAUCCGAAGCAAGUGUUCCAGACGUCAGAUUUCCGAGUGGAGAACAUACGCCAGAAUCGCGUGGGACAAGUGUUUGAAUCUGAGGCCCUCACCUACCCCGAUGCCAAUUCCCGGGGUGACGGGGCUCUCCGAGAAUACCAUGGCAUGACCUAUGGCUUGAUCGUGAGUGAGCUGAUUCGGCGGGUGGACCCAUUGAAACGCACCAUUGGCCAGUUUAUUCAUGACGAGCUGUUUGUCCAAUUGGGCCUGGAUAUUCAUUGCGGUUCCAAGGAUGAACAAGUCCGGGCCAAUACUUGGGACCUGGAGGUGCCUAAUCCAUUCAAGGUGAUAGGGAUGGCUUGGACACCCUCGUUCCUCUAUGAGAGAGCCCGCCAAGUGCCCUCCAUCCUUGAGUUGUUGAAGUUCAGCAAGAAUGCCAUGGUUGGCUAUACCGCCUUGAUGAAGAAGGUAGACCGAUUGAGGCUACGAGACUUUCAGUUCUUCUUUGGCAUGUUGUGGAGGAACAGGUUUUGCCAAGACGAACACGGAGAAGGCUUUCCCAAUGUCAGUUUGAGCCUUGUCAACCACCAAGAGUUUCGAGAAGUUGAGUUCUCGAGCAUUAAUGUGCUGGCUUCGGCUCAAGGUCUGGGCAAAUUGGCUGCUUUCAUGGCCAACCACGGUUCCUUGGGUUCGGAGCAGAUUCUUCGGCGGUCCACGUGGAACAAAAUGCAUGGUCAAACUCGAAUAAAGUCGGACAUUUUCUUUGGCGGAGUGCGAACCGAAUUCAGUCAAGGAGGCAUGAAUCACUUCCGAUUCUACCAAGACGACGAGGUUUUAGAAGAGCAAUUCAAAAUGGGUCGCUCUGGAUUUUGGGGCUGGAUCGGUUUGGGAGGAUCCACGUUCCAAUGGCACCCCAAGCACAACAUUGGAUUUGCUUUUUGCCCAACCAAAGUCGCUUGGUACGACUUGUUCAAUGAGAAAGCUGGAUCUCUACAGGAAAUCAUCGUCGAGUGUGUUCGGAGCCUCGAGGCCAAAUCAAAUAGAAGAGCUAACAAAUCCUCGAAAAAAUCGGCCGGUUCCAAACGGAAUCUCGCUUAAACUCGUCAGAUUGCUUGCCAUACUUGUGUUCUACAACUAUCGAAAAAACAUGACAAUCACAAUAACAAUGAUAUACGUACCUUCAAACUCAACCCUUCAUCCUUGCCACCGAUGAGUCGGAAUCCGAAUGGUUCGUUACUCUGUUUGGUGAGAACAAACUGAUGGAUUUCUUUCAUUGCGUCUGAUUUCUUGGAACUUCCUCUUCAGUCUCGAACUCUUUUCAAACUGAUUUUGAACGAAACCAGACCGAUGCAUGGGGAUGAGCGAAAUACACCUGACAAUCAGGCAGACGAGCAGGGCGAGAAAGCUUCUUCCCAACUUAUUCUUCGACUCAUUCCCCUGUCAAAUGACAUUCCAACACUGCUUAUGCAACUCUUGAGAACCGAACAGAAAAGGACAUAAUUUCUGCGCAGUACAAGAUGCACAGCCAGUUUUAAUCAGUUUGAUGCCAUGGCGUUGCAUUAAAAUUCCAAGAAGCUUCA
Messenger RNA from Tigriopus californicus, 2210 nucleotides. RefSeq lists its product as uncharacterized. The record is from RefSeq and is a predicted model, not a curated record. Lineage: Eukaryota; Metazoa; Arthropoda; Copepoda; Harpacticoida; Harpacticidae. The coding region runs from base 178 to 1728 and encodes 516 amino acids. The transcript has a single exon.